Molecule: messenger RNA, 885 nt
Organism: Triticum urartu
Lineage: Eukaryota; Viridiplantae; Streptophyta; Magnoliopsida; Poales; Poaceae
Product: protein DCL homolog, chloroplastic
Biological process (GO): chloroplast organization; chloroplast rRNA processing
Cellular component (GO): chloroplast
Source: RefSeq, a predicted model, not a curated record
AGUCUCGAGAGAAAAAGCCCAGGCCCAUACUGCCGAUCUGUUGAAACCCCAAACAGGAAACCCUUUCUCGCCGUAGCUGAAGAAGUCAUGGCCUUGGCCGCCGCCCUCGCUCGAGCGGCAACGCGCAUCCUCCACGGCGGCUUCCCGCCGCACGCCACUUCUGCUGCACUCUACACCCGCAGCCGCCUGUUCUGCGACCUCCCCGCCGGCAACGAGCCCUCCGCUCCGGGGGCCAAGGAGGAGCAGUGGGAGGCGGCUGAGGCGGAGAUCCUCCGCGAAGUUGGGCCCGUCGUGGAACUUGUCAAAAACAUCCUCCAUUCCAGGAGAUAUGGAGAUGGUGCGUUUUUAAGUCCGGAAGAUGAAAAGGUUGUGGUAGAAAAGGUUCUUGCUCACCACCCCCGUUUCGAAGACAAGAUUGGUUGUGGACUUGAUGCUAUUAUGGUUAACAAACAUCCUGAUUUCAAGAUGUCCAGAUGCCUGUAUGUGGUUAGAACAAAUGGCGAUUGGGCGGAUUUCUCAUACCGCAAGUGUCUCCGGGCGUACAUCAAAGGGGCCUAUCCAUCCCAUGCGGAUAAGUUUAUAAAUAAACAUCAUCUAGUUCAGAGGCGGUCACAUCUUGGUCUACUUCCUCCAAAGUAGAAACUACCUAUAUAAUGUUGCCAUUUUCAGGUGGCUGGCACCAAAAAUCUGUUUUGGUCCUGCUUACUAUCGACCCUCAUGGUGCAUUUUGCGUGUAGAGCUGGUCGCACCGUCUCCUUUAGCCUAUGUUUGGUAUGUCAAGUGAAUGAGGUCACUGUCCAGGCUCUCUUUGAAAGCAAUGUGCAAUAUCCACUUUGUUGCUAAAUCAUCUGGCACUAAAUCCUUAAACGGCUAUAUUCACGCGUA